Molecule: messenger RNA, 6411 nt
Organism: Plasmodium fragile
Lineage: Eukaryota; Apicomplexa; Aconoidasida; Haemosporida; Plasmodiidae
Exons: 4
Coding region: 1-6411 (2136 amino acids)
Source: RefSeq, a predicted model, not a curated record
AUGGAUCAGGGGGCGGAAGAAAGCGGAAGAGGCAGCGUGGAGAGUGACGGAAACCAUGCCUACCCAAACCACUUUGUAAGUUCAAGUAAAUACAUAAAUGGACUUUUUUACAAAAAGGGCAAGGAUGCUUCUAUACAAAACGGUAACGGUAAUGGAUUCAUCGUGGGGGGCACAGGUGCACCCAUUGACUAUCAGCCCUCAACAGUUAGCGCCUCGAUCAUUGGUGAGAAGGAUGACUGCUUCCAUCAGAACGAGUGCAAGGAGGGAAACCCACAUGGAGAAUCGGCGGGCCAUCACGGCGGCAUCCCAAACGGGGAUGGCAUCGGCCAUAUGAAUGGCUCCAUUAACAGGAGCGGCAGCAUCAAUGGCAAUGGCUUGAUCAACGGGAAUGGCCUGAUCAACGGGAGCGACGGCAAUCAUAUGUCGUACAGCUACUCAAGCGAACUUGGCACCAUGAUGGAAGCGUGCUCGAGCCACCACAUAAAUGGAAACAUAGACCCAUGCCACGACGAAAGUGAAAGCGGAGCUGACGUCACUAAGCAUGGCAUGAGCUCCAUGAACAGUAUGAAUGAUAAUGUGCAUGCACAAGUACAGUAUGAUCAGUUUUGCGGCUUAGAAGAAGUAGGAUAUCACCCUGGGUCCCCUUUUAAUGGGGGAGAUAAACCCAUGUCGGUAGUAAAGGCAGACGUAGGUUUCAUGAGUUCAAUGAAGAGUUCACGCGAGAUACACUUUAGAAGUGGGAAAAUUGAGGAGGCAGAUGGAUCAAGUCAAGAUUAUCAUCACUCUCUUAGUAAUGGAACGAGUGCACCUACCCGCAGCGAACAAGUGCCAAAUGGGUACAGUGAAAAUAAUACAUCUUCUGGUAAAGGGGACCAUAUAGUUCAGGUGAAGAAGAAAAAGAAUGUUACAUUUACCAGCGAGAACAACGUGUUUAAUAUCCCCCAGGGGGUAAUGAACAAGGAUGACUCGUUUGCAUAUUACACGAAUGGGGUUAUGGAGAGCGAUGUUUGUGGCAUAUCAAAUGGUGAUUGUAUUGUGGGGGGAGAAGAGGAGCAGAACUCAGGUGAAAAUACAAAAAUGAAGAAGAUACACGGGAAUGCUUAUAGCACCACGGAGGAGAACGGCACGAAUAGCGACAUGUAUAAUUACAUUACGCUAAAGCAAAACAACCAUACCUACCACCCGAACAGCGUUAAUAAUAAUUAUAUAGAAUACGACAUGAACAAUAACGAAUCCUUCUUCCCUAGUAUGUCAUCCGGAUUGAAAAAUGGCUCAACGCCGAGCAACACGUUCUGUGCGAAUGGCGAAGGAGACGUUGGGGGAAACUUGGACCAUCCUGUUGAAGGGGGAGGGGACAUUUCUUCACCCAUUUCUCAGGCCAUGCAACACGGGCCGUACAAUACCUGCAGCACCGGUCCGCAUGAGUGGGUAUAUAAACAGGGAAGUCAAGAUGAAGGUCAGGUAGGAAAUGUGUCAAAUGUAGUUAGCGGCAGCUUGGCUAAUGGAGACCUGUCUGGCGAGGCCCCUAUAAGUGAUAACCCAGUGAAUGAGCAGGAAGGGAAAAAACCUGAGGGGGGUGGGUCGACCUAUUUCACUGCAGAAGUUUCAAAUACAAACGACACGACAGUCAACGCCAUGUAUGAUGGUAACAGUUACAAGUCGUCCAAUGGGGGGAAAUGGAGUGGUCUUCCAGUGAGUGGCGAAUCAAUGAAUGGAGCUGCUAACCAAAUGUCAGGACGAGGAGGUGCUUUAAAUAAACACGACAAAAGUGUUACCCUAAACGGGAAGAUAAAACAGACGAUGGAACAAUAUAAAACAAAGGGCCGUCCUAAGAGUGUUAGCUUUAGUAAAAAAUUAAUUUCCUCCAAGGGUAAGGAGAAGACGAAGUUGUAUAACCAUCCUCCGCAUAUGGUCAAUCGAUCUGGCGGGAUAAAUCAACCCAACAAAUAUUUCUCGAACCCUCUCCACACACUCAAUGCGAACAUGCUUCCGCUAAAUGCUCCACUCAAGCAUGGAGUUCACGCGGGGGACAUGAGCGCUUUGUACCGCAUGAGCAGCAUGAGCGGCGUCUCACAAAACGGAAACGAAAUGGCCGAUGUGAAAAAGCAAUUCGUUAUGAGGUACCUCAGUGAUGUGGAGAAGAUGUAUCAAAUAAGGGACAGAAUCAAGCAGUACGAAAGUAAAGUUAGUAUGAGCAGGGCGGACGACAGAGAAGGAAGAGGACCAGCGGCGGCAGCGGCAGGAGCAGCAGGAAGAAGAAGAGAAAGAAGCCGCAACUCCAACAGCCUCCUAAACUACUACAACAUAUUGGAGCUUCUCUACAGGUCCAGUGUAAAAAAGAAAAACAUAAAUGACAAGCGGAUCAGGACUUUGUUAUAUGUAUUUAAGUAUAUUAAAAAUAUCGAGCGCAGGAGAAAAAAAAAAAAAAAAAUUUACCUCUUCGACGCAACCACUCUGCGUCGUCUAAACAGGCAGGUCGACCUGUACAUUGACUUUGUGGAGAGGCGGGAGUAUAGAAGCGACUUGGCAGCACAGUUGAGCAUGUCGGAGGGGGGUCCGGAAGAGAAGCCAGAAGAAAAGGAGCCCAUAGGCCAAGGGGCAAGUGAUGAACAAACUAGUGACAAAAAAGGAAGUGAUAAAACACAGAACGAUCAGAGACAGCGCACGACUCACAGCAAAGUCCACAGUCAGUCCAAGUUUAUUCAAAACUUGUUAAACAAAAGGUCUAACCUGUAUUGCACCUCCCCCGGGAAAGUGGACCCGGUACACAGUGAGAGCUUUUACUUCCACCAUACGUUGAAGCAGGUGAACUACUUGUGUAAUUUGCUCGUCUACGUGCACUUUAUCAUUUUGAAGUACGUGUCCAUCUUCUCCCUCUCCGAGUGGAAUGCCCUGCUGUUUCGCGACAUCGAUUUGUUUAACUGCGCAAAGUGGGGGCCCUCCGCGGGGGAUGAAACGGCGGAAGUGAAGGACGAAGCGAAGGGUGAAGCGAAGGAUGAAGUAGCGGAAGAAGUGAAGGAAGAAGUGAAGGAAGAAGCGAAGGACGAUACGAUGAACGAUGCGAUGGACGCAGCGGGGGAAGGGGAUCCCCAAAGCAACGCAGGGGCCACAGAAAAUGAAAAGAGCACAAGUGGGAAUGGACCCGAAAAUGACACCGUUACUCAGAAGCAGGGUGAACCCCACCCAGACGCAAAAACAGUGGAGAAGCUGAACCCACUCCUCAUGAACAGAGAAAACACGAUUGACAUAAACUACUACGAGUAUGUGAUCGAGCCGUUCGACUUUUACUUUUAUGAAAAUGUGUACAAUGAGAUAAGCACUUACCUGCAGAUGGCCCAGAACAACGCGGUGGUGAAUGGUGAGGCUGCCUCCACGGAGACGGCGCAGCUGCUGAAGACCUUGCCCUAUCAGUACUACGAGUUUGUGGAAAUUCUGAACAAAGAAAUUAUGAACGUGAGGGAUUUAGUAUAUCGCAACAGGUACAUCCGAUACCUCUUCUAUUACAUUUAUCAGGACAAUGGAGACGAUCUUCUGAACUCAGUAAAUCGUAUUUUCAAUUUCGAGAAGAAGAAACUUCAACUGUACAAGCUACAGAUGAAAAUGAGGUACAACAUAUUUGUGUCUCGUUUUUUUGAGCAUAAGUACGUUGAUGUCAAGUGCCCUGAUAAGGAAAAGAGGCAUGAGGAGUUUGAGUCAUGUGGACUUAACUUCAUCGAGGCAAAGGAAAAGUUGUUCACCUACCUCUUUGCCCAGUAUAAGGAGCACUACUGUGCGUACCAGGCGAGGGUCCAGCGACUGCGGGAGGGCACGCGGAGGGCCCUCGGCAUACCAGAAGAAAAAUUCCCCUACGUCAGAAGAAAAAUAAACUUUUACUCGCAGCACUUUGACGAUUUGAAGAGGCGCUGUUCUCGCCGUGUGGGGGACGCCGCGCAGGCGGUGGAAGGGGCAGACGAGACGACCUUAACCGAUCCGUACGAGCGGCAGAAACUCCAAUUCGACGUCGCGUACGAAUAUGUAGAGUACAUAUUCAAUAAAAAGUACGCCCUGAUCAUAAACAGCGAGAAAAACAACUCCAGGAAAUUGAAGGCCGCCUACAUCGUGAACCGAAAUUUGAAGAACGACGAAAACCUCGUAAUCGUCACGUCCGUAUUGAACGUUAUAAAAUGGAAAAGUUUGUUUCAGGCCUUCGAAAAUGUAACCGUGUAUCUGAAUGAGGAAAGUAUUGUGGAAAAUAAAAUUGAAACGGAGAAUAAGAACCUAAUCAUCUGUGUCGAUUUCUUACCCAAAAUUCUACACGUGCCGUGUGAUGUGAUCAUCCUUGAUAUGGCUCACUUCAAUUUGCUGAACAAAAUUAGCAUUUUAAAUGACUUGCGUUAUUUGGGCUUUUCCAGGAGGAUAAUUAUUUUGAAUAAUUUGUUGAAUGAAAAUUGGACUCUGUUGUCGUCCCUUUUUUUUCUGAACAGUGCCCUUUUCGACAGCUCCGUCAUGUCGAGGAUCCAACUGAGUCAGAGUGAGGAGGACAAGAAGGUGUUGAGCGACCUGCUGCGCAGCUUCGUCGCUCACUUUUGCGUCAUCAACCGGGUGAGGGGUGGUCCAAGCGGUGAUAGAAGUGGUGAUGCAACGUACGGAGUAGUGCCCGCCGAACCAGUCCCCGUGUCGAGGAACAGGAGGUGCUUCCUCAUAACCUACAUGAGCGGCAUACAAAAGUUCAUCUACGACAACGUGAGCGACGAGCACAAGUGGGACGCCUGCGUGCACCCCUUGCUGCUCCUCGACGAAAGCAAUUUCUUCCUCAAAGACUUUAACAUUUCAGAAAAAUUUGAUCUCCUGAAGAACAUUAUAAAAAAAUUUCACAUGUUGAAGAAGCGGAUCCUUCUCUGCUACUCUGGGGAGGACAAGUUGGAAAAGUUAAUCAAAAUUUUGCUUUACGUGCACAUGUUGAACGACCCAUCCAUUGUGUCACCAUUCGACGUAGCACGGCACAAGGACACUUUAAAUGUGCAACAGUAUGAUGUAGCAGUGGUGGUGAAUGACCAUAUAGAAUACUUAACGUACUUUGAGGAUCAACCCAUCGCUUGCUACCUCCUCAUUUCGGCCUUCACUAAAGAGGAGGAAGGUGUACUCGAAACCGUUAAGCAUAAGAAGGAGAUCCAUUGUUACAAGAAGAAGAAGGAAGCGUUGAUGCGUUCUCGUAAAUCAUGCAGAGAUGACCUUUACAGAUAUUACGUAAAUAAUAUGAUUUCUGAAAAUGACGAGCAGUUCUUGCUGUUCAGCAUUAUUGACCAGAAGGAGAAGGUGUACUGCAAUACGUCCUACGACGAGGUGGUGCUUCCCACUUGCUUCGUCUCGACGCUGGCUCAGUGUGAAGCGGCCGUGGGCUACUCGGAGCACUGGCAGGACAUAAAGAACGCCCAUAGCUUCUGGAACUUCAACAACUUCAACCGAGACAAGGUCAUCUUCUACCUGGACAGGAAAAACACGGUGUACGACAAGUACGAAAACGUGGUGUGCCCCAUGUCUGAGGAGUACAUAGCCCCCCCCCAGAUUUACUACUACCUGACGAACCCCAUGAACGAGAAGAACACCUUCAACACCUGCCUGUCCCUGGCGGUGGACGAAAUUAUACAAGAGCUGAACCGCAAGAAGGAGCUGGACGAGUUUGAUGAAAUGAAAAAGCUCACCCUGUUGAACAUUAAGGAGAAGACCAGCAAGAAACAUUUUUUGUCCAUCCGUAAGGUGGAGAAAAUUCUCUCUGAGUUUUUAAAUGAAAACAAGAAGAAAUCCUUCGAGCACUUUUUGAAGGGGUGUGAGAGCUACGGACAAGUGAUCACCAAGUGCAAGGAGAAGCUGUUCGUCACCUUCAACAAAACGUACAACGUGCACUUUAAGUACUUUGAAGAUUUCUGGCUUGACGAGGAGAAGAAGAGAAAGGAAAAGUGGAAGAAAUUGUGGCAUUUGCACGAGACCAAGGAGAAGGAAGGCAACGACGAUAACAGCGGCAGCGGCGGCGGUCCGUCGGGGGAGAAUAACCAGGACAAUGAGGCGGAUAACCUCAUCAACAGCAUCUUUCACACCAUAGUGAGUGACAAAAAUGAGUCCAAUGAUAGCUGCCAGGCACACAAUGCCUUCGUCGAUAGCGAAAAAACAAAGAACGAAUUAAAUUUCCUUGAGAAGAAAAAUUUCCGCAUUAGACUCUCUUCCCAAUUGUUUGAUGAAAAGGAAUUCGACCAGCUGUUUAUUGACAGGAAAAAGAUUUGUUUGGCUAAUGGCGAUAGCCAAAAGGACGAUAACAACUCGUGCUCAGUGGAGGAAGAGGAAGACGAGGAGAACAAGGACGACAAAGACAAGAAGACCUGCUUGUAUAUUGAACGGAAGGAGGGCGAGGAGCCGUGUAAUAAGGUGUAUCCCUAG